CCUUCUUUCAUCAAUGGAGGUGCUCAAACUCUUCUCCUUCCUCUGCCUUUUCUAUGUCCUUUGCUCCAAUCCAUAUCAGGUGACUUCCAGCAUCAAUUUGCAACGGAGGACUUACAUAGUCCACGUGCAGCCGCCGGAGUCGGCCGCUCCCGGCACCUCGUCGGACAGGGUGGUUUGGUACAGGUCGUUCCUCGCGACAGUCACGUCGGAGCUGCAGAUGAUCCACGCCUAUACCAACGUCGCCAGUGGCUUCGCUGCUCGGCUCACCGAGCAGGAACUGGCGGCCAUGUCACUGAUCCCCGGCUUCGUCCGUGCCUACCCUGACCGCAUGUACCGCCUCCAGACCACCCACACGCCGGACUUCCUGGGGUUGCACAUGCACCAGGGUUUGUGGAACCUGUCCAGCUACGGCAAGGGCGUCAUCGUCGGCCUGCUCGACACCGGCGUCUUCCCUGACCACCCUUCCUUCAGUGGCUUAGGGAUGCCACCGCCGCCCGCUAAAUGGACUGGCCGCUGUGACUUCAACGCGUCGAGCUGCAACAACAAGCUCAUCGGAGCAAGAACGUUCCUCGCCGGCGCGAAGGCCGCGAGGGGCGAAGCGUUUGCGUCGGAUCCCCCAAACGACGACGUGGGUCACGGGACUCACACGUCCAGCACGGCCGCGGGAGCCGCCGUGCCGGGCGCCCAAGUGCUCGGAAACGCCAAGGGCGUCGCGGUUGGCAUGGCGCCCCUUGCGCACCUCGCCAUGUACAAAGUGUGCGCCGAUUUCGGAUGCUUCAGCAGUGAUAUAUUGGCCGGGAUGGACGCUGCGGUGUCCGACGGAGUCGACGUCCUCUCGCUCUCCCUCGGCGGAGCCUCGUUACCAUUUUAUGAUGACUCGAUCGCGUUGGGCGCCUACGCUGCGAUAGAGAAUGGGGUGUUCGUAAGCUGCGCGGCCGGCAAUGGCGGGCCGGAAUCGAGCACGCUGUCAAACGAGGCGCCGUGGAUCCUCACAGUGGCCGCGAGCACCAUGGACAGGAACAUAAGGGUGACGGUGACGCUCGGCAAUGGUCUCUCAUUCGACGGCGAGUCCCUCUACCAGCCAAGCUCGUUCCCUCCCACUCUCUACCCUUUAGUGUACGCCGGAGCCAGCGGGAACCCGGACACUGUCUUCUGCGGCAUUGGUUCGUUCGACGGCUUCGACGUCAAGGGCAAGAUAGUGCUGUGCGAGCGCGGCGGAGGCAUCGGAAGGAUCGAUAAGGGCACCGCCGUACAGAGUGCAGGCGGCAUCGGCAUGAUCCUUAUGAACCAGGCCGCGGACGGGUACAGUACGCUCGCCGACGCUCAUGUCCUCCCUGCCUCGCACGUCAGCUUUGCUGCCGGCGAACAGAUCAAAGCCUACAUCAACUCCUUGGCCAGCCCAACGGCGGCGCUCCUGUUCAAGGGCACGAUACUGGGCACGUCCCCUGCUCCGGCGAUAACAUCCUUCUCCUCGAGAGGCCCCAGUCAAGCUAGCCCUGGCAUUCUGAAGCCAGACAUCACCGGGCCCGGAGUUAAUGUCUUGGCUGCAUGGCCUUUCCCGGUCGGACCCUCCAAUUACACCGGCGUCACCUUCGACAUCAUAUCCGGCACUUCCAUGGCCACCCCUCACCUAAGUGGGAUCGCGGCUCUGAUCAAGGGCGUACACCCGGACUGGUCGCCAGCCGCCAUCAAAUCCGCCAUGAUGACGACCGCCAGCGUGCAAGACCACAGCGGAAAUCCGAUCGUGAACGAACAACUCGUCCCUGCCGACCUCUUCGCAACCGGCGCCGGCCAUGUCAACCCGGUGAAGGCCAGCAACCCCGGCCUGGUCUACGACUUAACCGCCGACGACUACAUCGGUUAUCUUUGCGGUCUGGGGUACACGAGCACUGAGGUCUCGGUGAUCGCGCGGAAGCCGAUCCUUUGCCCAACCGUCAGCAGCAUCCCGGAGAAGGACUUGAACUACCCUUCGAUCUCGGUUUCACUCGGCGGCAAGGUGACCUACACCGUGGUGAAACGGACGGUGAAGAACGUGGGCGAGGCGGCGGUCACCUACUGGGCCGAGGUUGGCGCGCCAAAUGGGACGUACGUUCGCGUCUACCCGCGGGCGCUGAGCUUCACCUACGUGAACGAAGAGAAGCAGUUCUUUGUGGUGUUCAAGAUGACAGGCGGUUGCGGUUGCGUAGGUGCGGCUCAGGGCUAUUUGAAGUGGGUCUCCGUCAAGCACGAGGUACGGAGCCCGAUCUCCAUCACGUACACGAACUAGAAGAAGUGCGUCCUCUGCGCGAUUUCUAAUAAUACAGUCGGGUGUGUUGCACCACUGUGACUGCUACUUUCUUUUUCUUUGAUAUCCGAAAUGGUCACUCUAUU
Molecule: messenger RNA, 2370 nt
Organism: Musa acuminata subsp. malaccensis (wild Malaysian banana)
Lineage: Eukaryota; Viridiplantae; Streptophyta; Magnoliopsida; Zingiberales; Musaceae
Product: subtilisin-like protease 4
Biological process (GO): proteolysis
Molecular function (GO): serine-type endopeptidase activity
Source: RefSeq, a predicted model, not a curated record